This is a messenger RNA of Sphaeramia orbicularis (orbiculate cardinalfish), 7188 nucleotides long. It is a transcript of the gene golga4, whose product is annotated as golgin A4. The record is from RefSeq and is a predicted model, not a curated record. Gene Ontology annotation, molecular function: small GTPase binding. The transcript is spliced from 25 exons. NCBI's taxonomy places the organism in Eukaryota, Metazoa, Chordata, Actinopteri, Kurtiformes, Apogonidae. Gene Ontology annotation, biological process: Golgi vesicle transport. The coding region runs from base 137 to 6511 and encodes 2124 amino acids. Gene Ontology annotation, cellular component: Golgi apparatus.
UCACCUGCUGGAAAUAAGCAGCGAACAAGGAAGUCUAUCACUGGGGACUGGAUGUAAGGCUAAUCUCAAACAAAAUACAUCUCCGCCGGAUCGUAGUCAUCUGCUCGUCAGCUACUCACUACAUCGGCGGGACAAGAUGUUUAAAAAACUCAAGCAGAGGAUCAACGAGGAGCAGUCACCGCAGAGGAAUGCGCAGUCACCACAGCAGGCCCAGAUGGGCCCUGGUGAUCGUCGCAGCAGCCAGACUCCCCCUUUUCACCAUGAUGGUUCACCCUCUCCAAGUGACAGAGAGAUGCUGGCUGGGAUGAUAGCAGAGCCCGCUUUUCUCUCUGAGUAUACUAUCUUUGCUCUGGACCAUUCAAAACGACCCAAAACGGCCCAGGUAGCCAGUGUGAGUGCCACUAAAGAACCAGCAAGGUCUCCUAGAGGUAGCAUCAAUGGAGAUGGAAGUGCCUCUCCUCUUAGAGAGGAGCCACAGUCAUUUGCCCAGAAACUCCAACUCCGAGUUCCCUCAAUGGAGUCUUUAAUUCGCGGAGGUGCCAGCCGGGCAGAAAGCCUUUUCCGCUCUCCGUCUAAAGAGAACCUCAUCCGAACCUCAUCGCGUGACUCCCUGACACCUUUGGGAGAAAAUGAGCCUCUGGGUGCCCCCUCGUACGACCCACCCUCAGAUAUUGAGAGUGAGGCUGAGGAGCCUUCAGGAAACACUGAAUCCCUCUCCAAAGAGCAGUUGUUGCACCGGCUGUUUCGGGUGGAGAGGAGUUUGGGGAAAUACAGAGGGAAGUACUCAGAGCUUGUUACUGCAUACCGCACAGUACAACGAGACAAAGAAAAAACACAGGCCAUCCUCAGUCAGAGUCAAGAUAAAGCUCUCCGCAGGAUAGGGGAGCUGCGUGAGGAGCUGCAAAUGGACCAGCAGGCCAAAAAACACCUACAGGAUGAGUUUGAUGCUGCUCUGGAGGAGAAAGAUCAAAUGAUCACUGUUCUGCAGACACAGGUUGCUCUGAUGAAGAAACGGCUGAAAGGGGUCUCUGAUGGUGCAGUACCACCUGAGGGUCAACUCCCUCAGUCUGAAGACUCCACCUCUGUCCAACAGAGUCCUUCAAAAGAACAAGAAGUGGAGCCUGAAGCCAGUGAAGAAGGGGGCAACGCUGAUCCAGCCAAACUUAUGGAACAGCUACAGAAGAGAGUGAAGAGGCAGGAAAACCUACUGCAGAAGUGUAAAGAUGUGAUGCGAACACACAAGGAGAGGAGCGCUCAGCUCAGCAGUGAGAAUGAAACUCUACAAGAACAGCUGCAGGAGAGACUGCAGGAACUGGAGAAGAUGAAGGAACUGCACACAACAGAGAAGACUAAGUUGAUCACUCAGCUGCGUGAUGCCAAAAACCUUAUUGAACAGUUGGAACAGGAUAAGGGAAUGGUCAUUGCAGAAACAAAGCGUCAGAUGCACGAAACACUGGAAAUGAAAGAAGAAGAGAUCGCACAGCUACGCUCAAGGCUUCAACAGUCGACUGCCCAAAGAGAAGAGCUGCAGGAACAGAAAGAAAGAGCUGAGAAAGCAGCAUUUGAGGAACUUGAGCGGGCAUUAGGUGCAGCUCAGAAGGCGGAAGAGGCCAGAAAGCAGCAGCAGGUUCAACUGGAGGAGCAAGUGAAAGAAGUUGAAAGAGCCAGUGAAGAAGAGAGGAAGACUUUGCAGCAGGAACUCACACGAGUGAAGCAGGAGGUUGUUACCAUCAUGAAGAAGUCAUCUGAGGAAACUGUGGCCAACUUGGAAAAAGCCCACAGUGAAGCCCUGGCUGCUAAAGAAGAAGAGAUGAAUGCCAGAAUCAACGCAGCUGUGGAGAAAUGCAAAAAGGAGUUUGCCCAGUUAGCUAAGGAACGAGAACAGCAAGCCACUCUAGCUCUGGAGGAUGCGGAAUUACAGAAAACAGCUUUGAAGAUAGAGUCUGAAAACAAGGUUAAAGAGAUACAGCUAGAGCUAGAGGCUGCAAGAACUAGAGUAUUGGAGCUAGAGAGCUCUCUGGAUAAGCUCUCCCAGGAUGGAUCCAAUCUGUCCCAUGAACUUUCCAGUCAGCUGGAUGAACUGAAAGAUAAACACAGGGAGCAAAUAUCUGCAUUAGAGGAAAAGCACCAGGAGCAGCUGGAAAAGCACAAGGGCACCCUAACCCAGCAGCAGAACAAUACUAUGGAGGAGCUCAAAGAAAAACACAGAGCUGAAGUGGAGACGAUUCUGAAAGAUAAAGAGUUGCAGUUCCAAGCACAUGUUGAAGACAUGAACCAGAAAACAUUAGAAAAACUGGAUGCAAAGCAGGCAGAGCUGGAGGCUUUAUCUUCUGACCUUUCAGAGGCUUUGAAGAGUAAACGGCUUCUGGAGGAGAAGCUGGUCGCAGCUGAGGAAGUGCAUAGUUUAGCUAAGCAAGACUAUGAAAAAAGGUUUGAGGAUCAGGUGGCAAAGCACAAUGCAGAGAUUGCAGAUAUUAAGCAGGAGCAUGAGCAGUCACUUGGCGGUAUGGAGAAAACUCUGAAAGAGGAACUUAACACGCUGAAAAUAGUUUUGAGGGAAAAGGAAAAGGAAAAUGAAGAACACACUCUUAAAAUAAACACACUACAAGAGGAAUCACAUUCCACUCUCCAAGAAUUAAAUGCUAAAAUUAAAGAACUGGAGGAACUGCAGCAGUGUUUAUCACAGUCCCAAUUAGAAAGUGCAGGCCUCAAGGAAUCUAAUGCACAGUUAAGUAAGAUCUCACUGGAUCUAGAUCAGUGUAAGAAGGACUUGACAGAUUUAGAGCAUCAGUUGGAGGUAGCAAAAACUGAUUGUCAACAAAAAGAGAAGUCGCUUCAGGAGCUUGAGCACCAAUUAGAAAAUACCAAGAAGGAGUUCUCAGAACAGAAGAAGCUUUUCACAGUAGAAUUGAACACUAAGCAGGAAGAACAAACACGCCUCAAGAAACAGUUGGAUGAUGAAAAAGCUGUCCUUGAGAAGAAGAUGAAAAACACUAUAACUGAAAUGGAAGGUAAACUGAAGUCACAGGAAACAAAGAUGGAAAAGUUUAAACAGAAAGCCAAAGAAAUGCAAGAGAAUUUUAAGAAAAAGCUUCAGCAAAAUGAAGAAACUAUGAAGAAGGAACUUGCAAAGAAAGAUGCAGAACUUCAGCAAAAAGAGAAGCAAGUUCAGGAGAAGAUUUUAGAGAUGGCUCAAAAAAGCUCUCAAGGCCUCAGUGAUACAAUGUCAGAGCUGCAAAAUAACCAUAAGGAGGAGGUGGAGAAACUACAGGAUGCCCAUAAGCAUGAGAUUGAGGAGCUGGAACAUCAUUGGCAGCAGAAGUUGGGACAGCAGGAGGAAGAAAUAAUGGAGAAAAACUCACAUAUUCUACAGGAGAAAGCACAGGAACUGGAGGACACUUCUCAGCAACUUAGCAGAAGCAGAGAGGAGAAUGAACAAGUGUUGUGUGAAAUAAAGAAUUUGAAGGAGGAGCUGGCUAUUCGGGAAACCACUGUGCAGAAACUGCAAGCAGAGCUUAAUGAAGCAGCAGUAAAACUGGAAAGUUUAUCUCAGGGUGAAGCAGUGCUGAAAGAGCAAAUGGAGUCAGUGGAGAGGAACCUUAACCAGGCUCUGAAUGAGAGAAACUCCCUCCAAGACAAGCUGAGCUCAAUGGAGGAAGAGGGGAGAGAGAAGUUAAAGACCUUGUCAGAUCAACUGGAGGAAACAGAGAAGCAGCUUAAGGCAGUGGAAGGUUCCAGAUGUAAGGAAAGUGAGGAGAUGCAGAGUAAAUUUGAGGAGACUGCCAUUCAGCUACAAGCCAAGGAAGCAGAGUUCCAACAGCGUUUAAUAAUGAUCACCAACCAAAUGGAGCAUUACUGUCAGGAGGUUCAGUCUAAAGUGGACUGUGGAUCCAAUGAGCUCUGUCAGAAGGUUGAAAAUCGGGUGGGGGAGUUGAAAGAUAGGCUGCUCUGUAGUCAGAAAAAGGUAGCACAUCUUCACAACAUUAUCCUUACUAAAGUAGAUAGAAUUUGCACUUUGGAGGAAACUCUCCGCCGGCAGACAGAGGAGAAUAAGAAUCUAUGCAUUUCUUUAGAACAGGUGACUGCUCAGGUAAAAGCUCAUGAGGAGCAUAUCACAGCCUUAACACACGAGAGGGAGACGCUAACAAGAGAUGCUGAAAAUCAAUUUCAGUCAAUCAAUGAAAAUAUUCAGAAAACGGAGAAGCUCAGUGAAGAAAACCGAAUCAUAUCAGAAAAUAUUAAAACAAAUGAGCUGCAUAUCAGUAACUUGGAAAGUAUCAUCAGUGACUUGAAAAAUCAGCUAGCAAGUAGCAUAAAAGACAAGGAAGAAGCCAUAAAUCAGCUGAACCAGCAGAAGCAGGAGAGGAAACGAAUGGAGGAGACAACUGAGAGAUUGGAGCUGGAGAAAACGUCUGCGCUGGAACAGGCCAGUGCACUCAGGAACAGCCUGUCAGAGUUUGAGAAUAGUGCCGAGUCCAAGCUCGCCCAGAAUGACAACACUAUCACAUCUUUACAGACAAGGCUCGGAGAGCUCGAGCGAGAAAUCUCUGAAAAGAAUGAAGCUUUGCAGAGGCUUACCGCAAGUAUUGACAAUCAGUCCAUCAGCAAGUCUGAGAUGGACCAGGUUCUGAGUGAGAAAGAGCAGAAGUUGAGUGAUCUUACUUCGGAGUUCGAGAGUUGCAACAGUCGACUCUGUGAGCUUCAGGAGCAGUUAGCCUUAAAGACAAGAGAGUGUGAACAACUCGCAGCCAACCUCAAACAGCAGCACAGCAUCACAGAGAAUGAGAAAAGAGUGUUGGUAGAACAGCUGCAGCAGACCCAGAUGCAAUGCACUCAGAAUGGGAACUUGGAGCAAGAGAUGGUGCAAAAACUACAUUCCCUUGAGGAAGACAACCAAAAGUGUAAAUACGAGCUUCAGAGUCAAAAAGAAGAAUUUGAGAGGAUUAAAAGCGAGAUCAUAAAGAGCAAUGAUGAAAAUCUGAAGGCAACAGAAGAGAAAUUGUCCACAGAGAGCGUCCGGAAAGUAUCGGAGCUGAAGAAGAAAGCAGAGCAGAAAAUCGGUCAGAUUAAAAAGCAGCUAACCUCCCAACUUGAAGAGAGAGAGCAGACAAUCAAGGCUCUGAGGGCGAGUUUGGAGGAAACCAAGAGGAACGAAACAUUCAGCAAAGAGCAUGUAGAAACAUUAGAGGAGAAAACAAAAGCCCUCGAGGAAGCACUUGCGAAGCUGAAAGAGGAGCAGGAGAAACAACUUGAAGAGAUUCAAAGUCAUGAGAGGCUUGAGAGAGAGAAGUCUUUAGAGGAAAUGAAAAACCUGUAUGAAGAGAAGCUGUCAUCACUUCAAAAGAAUACAGCGGAUCACGAAGGCCUUAAAGAAACCUCAUCAGUGCUGCAGGAAACUGAGGCAAAACUAAAAGAGGCAGAAGAACAAAAUGGAGCCCUUCUUGCAGAACUAAAUCAACUCAAAGAAGAAAUACUUGACAAGGACGCUCAGAUUAAUCAACAUCAGGCAAAUAUUGAGCAAAAUUCAUCAGAAACUGUGGUUGAGAGGAAGGUGGAAUGUUCCAGUGUGCAGCAAACAAAGAGCGCAUUAGAAAACGACAUGGAGAACCACUCUGAGACUCAAGAAGAGGACGGUGAGUCGUUCAAAAGCAGACUCGCUCAGGUGAAGAAUGAAAAAGACAAAAUCUACAAAGACUUCUGCAGGCUUCAGAAAGACAUGCGGUUAUUGAGGAAGGAGCACGAACAGGACCUAGAGUACACCAAGAAGGAGAUGAUGGAAGAGAAUGAGAAAAAAUUAAAACUGGAAUUGGAAGACAUGGAAAUGAAGCACAACUCUACAGUGAAGCAGUUAAUGAGGGAGUUCCAAACACAACUGGCCUUGAAGGAAAAGGAGCUUGAUUCGGCAGUGAAGGAAGCCAUUGCAAAGGCCCAGGCUGUGGAGGCUGAACUCAUCUACAGCCAUCGUGAUGAAGCCAGUCAGCUACGGAAGGUGAUUUCCCAAAAGGAGGACGAUUUGCACAGAACUGUUCAGAAAUAUGAACAGGUUAUACAGAGUCGAGAGGAGGAGAUGGGAGACAGAGUGUGGCAGGUUCAGAAGGAACUGGAGGAGCUGCAAGCAAGGAGCCAGAACACUUCUGAGACACCGAUAAGUACAGUAGAGCUGCAGGCCCAGCUUGCUGAGAAGACAACAUUGCUGAGUGAGGCUCGGUUGAAAGAACAGGAGUUUAUUGAGAGAAUUCACUCGCUUGAAGACAAGAUUAAAUGUUUCCAUCGAAGCACUGUUGUAACUCAUCUUGGGAGCACGUAUAAAGAUCCUGGUUACAACAGCUCUGAUGCACUCUCAGAAGCCACUGAGAUGGAGUACCUGAGGAAGGUUCUCUUUGAAUACAUGAUGGGACGCGAAACAAAAACAAUGGCCAAAGUGAUUACCUCUAUGCUCAAGUUUCCUCCAGACCAAGCCCAAAAGGUUUUGGACAAAGAAGACUCAAAAACGAUUGCUUGGUUACGAUGAGCGUCAGGCUGGUUUUGGGUACGUUUGGAUGAAAUUAUACUGCUGUGCUGCUGCUACUGCUGAAGGGGAAGACUGCCAAGGAUUUGAUCAAGCCCUUCUCUCUGCAUUUCUUGUCUUUUUAUGUGUUUGUGUGGGUGUUUUUAUGUGUGUAUGAGCACAUGCUGGGACAUAUGUGUGUGUGUGUGUGUGUGUGGGGAAGUAUGUGUGAAUAUAGCUAAUAAUAUGAGGGAAAUCGAGAACAUGCCAGAAAAACAAAUCUUCCAUAAAUCUGGUUUUACUUUGAAAUUUUUAAUUUAUAUAUAUAUAUAUUUUAGAUGAAGACGAAUAGUUUUUGUUUAGUUCGUGUAUAAAGAUUGGCUUGUGCAAUAUUUGAUUCAUUAUUAUUACUUUUGGAUGCUGACGGUCAGUUGAUUCUUAGGUUUCUUUGCUGUUGUUGUCUGAAUCACUUCCUCUGUAAAAGACCCUUUAACUGUGUUCUCGCACCACAUUAAGAUACCGGCCUCUGGACCUUGUUUGUUUGACACGGCUUUUCUAUGCUUUUUAUUUUGUCAACACUGACAUAGAAUCCCAAAAUUACAAAACUGUAAAUUGUAUUAUGAUGAUUAAAACUGUAUUAUAGGGCACUAUAUGACUUGCUAUACAUUUUCAGACUCACAAAUUAAAUCUUAUUUACAGAA